AUGAAUGUGCGCUUUCUCCUGACUACCACAGACCUGGGAAGCGUAUCAGUAUCACCGGUUGAAGGCGUCUCCGAGCUUCAAGAGGCUCCUUCGGGCACGAUCUGGUCUCGACCCAAUGUAGACGAUGCCAAUGUCUACAAACAAUCGACCAGCGACAGGCGUCAAGUACUUCCAAAUUUCGAAACCCCGCCAGUCUCAGACGGCGAUCGUGCGAAGGGCGAGUACACCUACCACACAGAUACUCCUCCACAAGGAACCGCAACGGACGACUCGACCCACGCCAGCAGCUUCAGCUCUGGAAGACCAGUGUCACCGGACUCGACAUCAGACACCAACAGCUAUUCAGACCGUACAACGGACAACAAGCCUCGGCCGCCCCGCCCAGCAUACAAUGAGGAACAGAGGUUCUUCAUCAUGUUCUCACGCAUAGUCCUCUACCAAUCUUGGCCGGAGAUCGAGCAUGGCUUCGGCGAACUCUUCGGACGAAACGCCGUCCCGCGCAGCCGAGGCGGCCUCACAUCAGUCUACUACCGCGUCCGCAAGCGCUGGGGACUGGAGGAAGUCCUGAAGACUGACAACGAGGCAACAUACAGUGACCGAUUCGAGGUCGGCCGACGAGCGCAGUGGAUGUCGCCAGCCUUUCUCGAUCGGAUCGGCUACCCAGGAACCUAUCAGCUCAGUCGAUCUCGAUUGGCGGAGUAUCGAUGA
This is a messenger RNA of Recurvomyces mirabilis, 708 nucleotides long. RefSeq lists its product as uncharacterized. The transcript is spliced from 2 exons. Lineage: Eukaryota; Fungi; Ascomycota; Dothideomycetes; Mycosphaerellales; Teratosphaeriaceae. Bases 1 to 708 code for a protein of 235 amino acids. The record is from RefSeq and is a predicted model, not a curated record.